Rubroshorea leprosula is the source of this 2126-nucleotide messenger RNA. The record is from the annotation of a GenBank genome assembly. Lineage: Eukaryota; Viridiplantae; Streptophyta; Magnoliopsida; Malvales; Dipterocarpaceae.
CUUUGUGACUGGGUCCUUCGCGUCCCCGGCUCUUUAUCUCCCAAUAUCCCUUACCCUAGCCUCGCACCAAGCCUCCAUUCGUCUUUCCGAGAGCCCUAGGGCCUGCGCUACGUGGUUCCCCCUUCACAGUCGAUCAAUUUUCGAUUGGCUGUUUCAAACCUUUGCCUCCGUUUUCCGCCGGUAAUUCUCCUUAAUUUGGUUUGAUUUCGACGAAUUUCCGACUCUUUUCGAGGCAUCCAGUAUUCUUGAUUAGCAGCUGCUUUGUUCAUCACUGCUUCUCUGAUUUCAUUGGAGAUAAUAAUCAACAAUGAGAGGAUAUGAUGGGGAUGAAUAUGAAGAUUAUGGUGAUUAUAGUAUGGAAGGUGAAGAGCUAGAGGUAGAGGAUGAGGAGGUGGGUGAAGAAUAUGAGGAAGAAGAAGCAGAAGAGGAAGCUCGAAAGCCUACAGAGGAAGAAAUGGAAUACCUUGAGCUAAGGCAGCGGCUAAAAGAAUCCAUCAGACAGAAGAGGAAGAGGGAAAGUGGUUCUCUUAAUGCUAGAGAGGAGAAGAGGCCAUCAUAUGAUACUUAUGGAUCCUUCUUUGGCCCUUCUCAGCCUGUGAUUGCCCAAAGAGUAAUCCAAGAAAGCAAGUCAUUGUUAGAAAACAAGCAAUUGGUAUCUAAAAUGUUGGAAUCCAAAAAUAGUAAAAAAGUGAAUUCUGCUUCAAACGGUACAGGAUCAAAACUAGGAGUAACUGAGCGGGCUCCUAAAAUAAGUGAGUUCAAAAGGAAAGUUGAGAAACUUAAGAUGGCGAGAGACUACUCUUUUCUAUCUAAUGAUGCUGAAUUUUCAGUUCCUACAAAAGAUCCUCCACCACGCAAUAUCUCUGUUCCAAAUUCUGAGGCCCAACCAGCUCACUUGAUGUUAAAGAGCAAACAAACAUUGAGGAAUGCUAGCACAAAUUUCCCUGGUGUCCGUGAAGAAAGGAAAUCAGUUUCUUUGAAUGGUCAAGGGCAUGCUAGAGCUCAGUCCUACAAACCAAUCUCUGCUGGCAAACCAAAUUUGACAUCAGUUGAUUCUAAGAAGCAGCUUGGAAUCAAUAAUGGUAUUGGACCUGGCCGGCCUGGAGGAGUAAAAGCUUUUUCCUUGAAAAGUCCUUCUGCAGCCAUGAAUAAGAAGACACCUAUCCCAGGUGUAAGAAAUCUCCCACCAAAUAUGCAGAAAGCACCGUCUUCAAAGAUGCACUUAUCCAACUCAAAGCAAGUAGUGGAACAGAAAAGGGUAAUGCAAGAACACACUAACGGUAUGUUGAAGAGGCCAGUGCCACCUUCAAUGUCAAAACAGCUGGUGCCAGCGCCAUCAUCAAUGUCAAAACGGCCAGUGCCAUCAUCAAUGUCUAAACAGCCAGUGCCUUCAUCAGUGUCGAAACUGCCACCGCCAUCAUCAAUGUUGAAACGGCCACCACCAUCAUCAUUGUCCAAACAACCAGUACCAUCUUCGAUGUCAAGAUCACAGGUUUUAAAUCUUUCUAUAUUACCUAGAUUCCUAAUUAGGGUUCCAGGUUUUCUACAUAAGAUAAAAAAGGCACCACCAAAGCAAGUCUCAUCACGUGGUACGACACAAAUUCAACAACCCAAGAAAAAGCGGUUAUCUGAGGAGGAUGAGGCUUUAGAGGAAAUCAGAAGAAUGUUCAACACCCAAAGAUAUGCUGGUCGUGAUGAUGAUGAUAGUGACAUGGAGGCAAACUUUGAUGAGAUUAUGAAAGAAGAGAGAAGAAGUGCUAAAAUUGGAAGAAUGGAAGAUGAAGAAGAAGAACGACUGAUAGAGGAAGAGGAAAGACGAGAGCGGAUGAGGAAGUUGGCGAAGAAGCGUAAGCUGAGCCACUGAGGGUAUCGUGCCAGAACUGAUGGUUUAGACUUUGAUGUAAUCCGCGUCGCGUUUGAUCCACGGUAGCCAGCAGCAGUGAUAACUACUUAAUUUCGGCUUUCAUGAUGCCUUGUGCGAAAUUAUUUAGCUUCACUUAUUCAAGUGGUAGGGAUUUUACUUUUGUUGGUAAAAUUAGAUUUAAUCUUCCUCCUAAUAAUAUAUCUUCAAAGUAAUUGAUUUUUUUUUCCAAAUUCUGGCACGUAAAUAAAAUAUGUUUUUUUUA